Lodderomyces beijingensis is the source of this 1419-nucleotide messenger RNA. The record is from the annotation of a GenBank genome assembly. Lineage: Eukaryota; Fungi; Ascomycota; Pichiomycetes; Serinales; Debaryomycetaceae.
AUGUUUCACUCCAGAAUGCUACGUUCCUUGGGACGGCCAUCUCAAUUAUGGGCUCGACAAGCGAGACUGAGAUUGACAAAGAUAGAGACACAGAUACAGCCAAAUCGAACGCUCAAGAUCUCUGCAAACGCAAUCUCGGGUUUAAGCAAAUGGGGCCCCGUAAUCAACGUCCUAGCCGGGGUUUACAUUGGUGGCUUGAUUGUCUCACUCGGCUCGUUCUAUUUCAUUUACCACGAUGCCAAUUCAAGAGAGAGGAUCCCAUUUGAGUUGAGUUUCCAGGACCAAAUGGAGGCAGUCCUUGCCAUAAACAAGGAUGAUGUGUUGGAAAAACCCAGGUUUGCCGUGAAGCACUACCGCAAACUCUUGAUGCACUUGGCUAAGGAAACUGACCCUAGUUUGGACGAACUGGAAUAUCCGGGGUUUGUCGUGCCCGUGAUUGACGCCGAGACUUUGGUGUACCACAAAUCCAACAAGUUUUCAAACUUCUACAUCGAUUUGAUCUUGAGAUAUAGCAAGGCGUUGCUUGCCAAAGGAGAGCUUGACGCCGCUAUCCACACGUUAACCCAAGUCAUUGACAAUGAUUUGAUAUACUACAAGAUUGGCGAUGCCGAGAGAUUAUCUGGAUGCAGCCGACUUCUCGCUUCCGUUUAUGCCGAUCCGCAAGAUCGAGUGCACACUUUGCAAAGAUCGAUUGACAUGUUGAGCAAGACAUACUCGUCGAUCCAGUUGAACGACGACUACACGCUUCAAAAAAACACCAAGGUCUCGGAUGAGUUGAUUAGCUGUUUGAACGACCUUGCUUUCCAAUUGGCCCAGAUUGCAACUUCACCGCAGCUGAAGCUUUCGAAAUCACAAAGACUGAAACAGCUCAAUGAGUCCUUGGCCAUUUACCUAUCUAAUCUACAAGCACUCACCACCAUGCGCGAGAGCUUGGAGCUCCGCAAAACAAACCAGUCGCACUAUCCUUUGUUUAACGUGCAUCGUGAAAAUCUAAUUACCCAAAUCAGCGCCAUCAAAGCGCACAUCAGUGAGAUUUUGUGGUACGAGGGAGCGAAACAAAAGGCCGUGAGCUGGUCCGAGGAAGUGCUCAAGGAGAUAUACUAUGACAAUGCCUCCUCGGCUCGUGUACAGCCAAUCUUGGAAAAUGUAUUGGACAACUUGAUCCAAAUGUAUACCAAGAUGAGACAGCCUCAGGAUGUCGAGAGGUGUAAAGAGUUGAAAUCGGAAAUGAGUCUGUAUGCGCGAGGUCGAGCUGAUCAAGAUGGGUUUGACGCGUGGUACGAUGCGUUGAUUAAGAGAUGGAGUGGGGUUUUGUAUGACCAGGGUCCAUUGGGUAUAAUCGUGAAACCUUUGCUGGAGAGAUUUGGUCCCGAGCAAAGAAUACGGCCGCUAGAAGAGUUUGAAAAAGAAGAUGAAUAA